This is a messenger RNA of Melospiza melodia melodia, 7107 nucleotides long. It is a transcript of the gene MUC4, whose product is annotated as mucin 4, cell surface associated. The record is from RefSeq and is a predicted model, not a curated record. Gene Ontology annotation, molecular function: calcium ion binding; ErbB-2 class receptor binding. Gene Ontology annotation, biological process: regulation of signaling receptor activity; cell-matrix adhesion. Bases 301 to 6714 code for a protein of 2137 amino acids. The transcript is spliced from 27 exons. Lineage: Eukaryota; Metazoa; Chordata; Aves; Passeriformes; Passerellidae.
ACCCUCUCUGGGGGCCCAGCAACGCAAGGCAGCCCCCAGGCAGGGUCAGGGGCUGGGCUCUCCUCUGCAGGUGCUGCCCCAACCAGCGUCCCUCCAGCUCCCACCACCAGUUGGGACACGCAGCCUCUGUCCUUCAAGCCAGCGGGGCACACAGUGGGUCAUGCCCUGGGUGCUGUCACCGUGGAGCAGACACCAGUGACAGCAGGGACCACAGAGCCAUUGCUGCCCCAGGAUGAGCACAGCACAGCGACAUCAUCCCCCAGCACGAGCAGGAGCUCUGCUGAGCCAUGUAGUACUGCCAUGCUGCUGUCCCAGGAGGUCAUACCAGGGCUGGAUGAGGCCACCUCACCUCUGGCCACACCUGCCAGCAUCUCUCAGGACAGGGCCAGCCCCAUGAAGAUGGCAGCAGCCACAGCCAGUCCCCCUGACACAGCCACAGAAGAAGCCUUUUCUUCUACUACCACUGGCACCAGCAAGGCUGCAGAGCCAGGGACACGUGCCUUACCCAAUGCUGGCCACAGUGUCUCACAGGACCUUCCUGGGAUCCCCACUCAGCUGCCUGCAGUCCUUUUGCCCCAGCUUCCUGGUAAGGCUGUGCUGGGCACAGGGGAGACGCUUCCCCCCAGCCUCAGCACCACCCUGGGCACUGCUGGACAUGGGCCGCCUGCAGACAACGCUGCCCACCAGGCUCAGACCACCACACAAGCUGUGGGCACACCGGCCACAGUGAUGGAUGUCACAGCUGGAGAGCACAUCCCACCUCUGGGAAGCACCACUACUGAGCUGGUGUCCAUCAGGAAUGAGGCCAGUACCAAAGCCACAACAGGCACUGCCAUCCCAGAAACCCAGGACACACCAGGGGGGCUCAGCAUGAGUGUGUCCCCCCAUGCAGCUCUCAGAGACCCUGAUGGUCCCUCUCCAAGGCCCUUUCCACAGUCCAUGGGCUCUCUGCUCCCUCAGUCCCUCUCAGCAGGCCUUGGGACCACCACAGCAGAGGCAGCUGCAGGCAGAUCUCCUUCAGCCACUCCCAGCACGGCCAUGCCUUCGUCCCUCACGGGCACCACUGGAGCAAAGCCAGACAGGGCCCCUCGAGCUGCUGCUGCACCACCACCUUCCAUCGCUGCGUUUGGCAUCGGGACUGUGCCAGCCACCCAUCCAUCCUCCUCUGUUAGCAACUCUCCAAGUAGUGAAGCAGGGAUGGGAUCAGCAUCACUGGCCAGUGGCAGUGCCACCACAAUGCUGGGGGACACCGAAGCCACCCUGCCUGUGCCUGAUGCACACCCCAGCCACAGCCAGCCAGGGCCCACAGCAGGCUCAACAACCCCAGGAACUGGUGUCACACCCAGAUCUGCACUAACCCCAGUGCUCUGGGCUGGGUCCCAGAUUGUGGAAGCUCCAGGGACAGAGAUGCCAUCACCCAACACUGCACCAGGCACCGGCAGAGCUGUAUCAGAUACCCCUGGGGGACCCAGAGCAGUCACUGUCCCCAUGGCAUCACAAGCGGACGUCUCCCCUCUCCUGGAAGGCAGAGCCAAUGUAGGGAUGGCUCUGGAGAUGUCCCCAACCAGCAUCCCCCAAGAGAUGGCAGCAGUCACGUCUCCACUGUCCCUGACUGCCCCACUGCAAGCAAUGGGGGCUUCAGGUGCCCCCCAGCCCAAUGGCAGCACCACAGGGCAAGCAACAGGCAUGGGGUUCCUGGAGGUGAGCACGGAGGAGAGCCCAGGUGUCAGUGCAGCAGGGCCAGCUCCCAGCCACGCGAUUGUCACUGCCAGGCCAUCACCAGAGCCACCUGACACUGAGAACAAGCCCACCGCUGGGAUCACCUCGCUGGCUGCUGGCCACACAAAUGUGUGGGAGGCUACAGCUGCACCCCAGACAGGUGCCACAGGCACCACUGCCCAUGUGGACACCACCAACUCUGAGAGCGGCACCGAGGCUGCAGCACCCUCGGCCAGCAGCAGCAGCACCUCUGUCCCUGACUCCAACGCCAGUGGCACAAGCCUGGCCACCACGCCAGCCACCACACCAUCCACCAGUACGUUCACCAGCAAUGCUAACCUGCCAACCACCUCCACAGGCUGGGACACCUUUGUGACCAGUGUCGCCACAGCCAUGCCAUCUGCCACAGCACGGGCCACCAGCACCAGCAGUGCCCCAUCCCUUGCUGUGACACACAGCGAGGCAAGCGGAGGUGGGCAGCCUGUCCCAUCCCCAGCAGCACGAACCACGACAGCCCCCUUGUCCCUGCUAGGUGUUGGUGCAACUGGGGUGGCAGCCCCUGGACAGACUGCCACCGAGUCAGCUACAGACACCACUUCCCCUGCAUCCAUCGGCUACCAGGACAUGGGACAAGCAGUGAGCACGUCACCUCCUGCCUUCCAGACAUCUCCAGGGGCACCUGCCUGGAAGGAGAAAACAGCCAACAGCACAGGCAGCACCACAGCCACUGCUGCAGGGAGCACCAUGGCCAGCACCACAGGCAGCAGCACUGCCACCACUGCAGGACACAGCACUGCCAACACUGCCACCCCUGCAGGGAACAGCGCUGCUACCACUGCAGGACACAGCACUGCCACCACUGCAGGACACAGCACUGCCACCACUGCAGGACACAGCACUGCCAACACUGCCACCCCUGCAGGGAACAGCACUGCUACCACUGAAGGACACAGCACUGCCACCACUGCAGGACACAGCACUGCCACCACUGCCACCACUGCAGGACACAGCACUGCCACCACUGCAGGACACAGCACUGCCAACACUGCCACCCCUGCAGGGAACAGCACUGCUACCACUGCAGGACACAGCACUGCCACCACUGCCACCACUGCAGGGAACACCAUUGCCACCACUGUCUUGACUGCAGGCAGCACCAUGGCCAUCACUACAGGGAACAUCUCUGCCACCACAGCCACCACUGCCACCACUGCAGGAGGCACCACAGCUAUUGCAUCCACAGCCCCAGUGAGCCCAGCCAAGGAGGCAGGGAGUCUCCCAGGCACCACGGCACCAGUGACACCACCAGCCACCACCAGCCCUGCCACCACCCUGUCCCAAGCCUUUGGGACACAGAGAGGACCAUCCACCGAACUGAGCACAUCUGCCCACACCACCACUGGGCACAGAACUCCUGCACCUGAGCCCAAACCCACCCAUGAGCUUAUCAAGCCAGCGACUUCACUCUACCCCUUUGGCGUGGAAGCAGGGGAUCAAGAGUACGUCCGGAGGAUGGUGGAUUUUAACUCACCCCUGUUCAAGCCAGAAAUUGGAUUUCCCUUUGGGAAGUCACUGCGAGAUGUUUUCUAUUUUACAGAUAACGGACAGAUCAUUUUUCCAUCCACGGACAACUAUGUCCCAACCAACCCCAACCCCCCGCCCCGGGGCUUCACUGGCCGGGAGAGCUUGCCAAUGGUGGCUGCCUUUUGGGAUGAUGCAGACUUCUCCAAGGGUGUUGGCACCACUUGGUACCAGGAGUACUCUACGCUCAGCUCUACCCAAGACCCCGUUGUCCGAGAUGUGGAAGCAAAGAUUGAGAAAUACCUAAAAAUCCCCUAUGUAGCAAAAUGGACCUUGAAGGUGACGUGGGAGAAAGCUCCAGCGUACCCAUCCCAGAGGGAUGACACUCAGACGAGCACCUACCAGGCAGUGCUCAGCACCGAUGGGAGCCUCUCCUUCGCCCUGCUGCUCUACCAGGACGGGGGGAUGCGCUGGGACUACAGCAGGCUGGCUGCAGCCAACGUGCUCAUCGGCUUCUCCAGUGGCAAUGGCUAUGCCCAAAACAACGAGCUGACUAAGGAGCCACCAGCUGUCAAGUACCGACCAGACCAGCACAGCAGCAGCGGCUCUGAUGUGCGUGGGCUGUGGAUUUACAGGCUGGACAGUCGCUCCCGGGUGAAUUACAGGCUGCAGUGCUUGGCGUGGCUGGACACGGAGCCAGCGCCGGCCACCUGGAACAGCCAGCUGCCACCCUGCCCCUGCUCCCGGCCCCAGGCAGAGCUGGAUCGCCGCUACCGCUGGAGCAGAGGCCCAGCAGACACCUCCGUGAGGAUGCUGCGCACUGCGGCCCCCAGCCCAGCUGGAGCUGGGGUACGGUGUCUGUACCAAGGUGGGAGCUUGCUUGAAGGCUGGCAGGAGAGAGCAUGGAGCCCCCCCUUCCACGCUGCCACUGACACGGAGCUGGAAGCGUUCGACUGGUGCUGCCGGCGUGUGGGGAAGCCCCUGUUCUGUGCCAGGUUUGCUGAGAAGAGACCGAGGGUUGACUGUGAAGGAUAUGUGCCACCCACCCCUGCUAGUGCCUUUGGGGACCCUCACAUCACCACCCUGGAUGGACUCACCUACACCUUCAACGGGCUUGGGGACUUUGUCCUGCUGCUGGCCAGUGAUGCCCGGACCAGCUUCGUUUUGCACGGGCGCACAGCACAGACUGGCAUGGCCCAGGCCACCAACUUUGUGGCCUUUGCUGCCCAGUACAUCUCCAAGACCACCACAACAGUUGAGUGGACCUUGGGGAGCCAGGAUGACAUCCAUGUCCUCCUGAACAACGAAACCAUCCAGUUUUCCUAUUCCCAAGACCUGGGUGACGAGGUGUACUACAGCCCUGGUGUCCUGCUGGUCAACUCCUCCUCUGUCACGGCUGUCCUUGAUGGGAGCGUGGCUGUCUCUGUGUCUGCCACCUCUGGGAUCCUCAGUGUGGUGUGCAGCCUGCCCGACUGGUACCGCAACAGCACCAGCGGCCUCCUGGGUGUGUGGGACCAUGACCCUGCAGAUGACUUCCAGAUGCCAAAUGGUACCAGCAUCCCUGUGAACAGCAGUGAGGAGGAGAUCUACAGCUAUGGGAUGACCUGGGCUGUUGGGGAGCACAGCCUGUUCACUCAGCCUCUGGACUCACCAGCACUGAACUUCACACCCUUCUUCUUGUCUCGGCUGCGGCAGGAGAACGAAAGCCAGUACGAGCUGGUGGCCUCUCAGUGUCAUGGCAGCAAGGAGUGCAUCUUUGAUUCACUGAGCACAGGGAACCUGGCCCUGGGCCUGGCCACCCAGAGCCUUGCAGCCGACUUCCAGCAGAGGAAGACAGCACUCAAUGCCUUCCCUCCUGUCAUCACCGGUGACGCAUCCAUCACAGCCUUCAGGACACAGAAGGUCACAAGGCAGUACCGUGCCGUGGGGGAGGGUGCACGCUUCAUUCCCCAUCUCUCACCAGAGCUCAACAUAUCGGAGAAUGGCACCCUCGUAUGGGAGCCCCGUAGGACAGCCCCAUUCACCAUCAACCUGGAGGCUGUUGGCUCCAACAACGUCUCUGCACUCCUCCAGCUCCGCUUCACCCUUUGCAGAUGCAGCAGGAGCCAGGACUGUGACUACAGCAACACUGUCACUCUCGGGGAAUCUUCCCUGCAGCUGGCCGCCUGCAGAUGCGAGAGCGGCUACUCAGGUGCCCUCUGCCAGACCCCUCCGGACCGCUGUUCCCAGGGAUGCUUCCCUGGCGUGGGAUGUGACCCUUCCAGUGGCUGUGGCCCCUGCCCAGCUGGCCUGACAGGGGAUGGAGAGCACUGCUCAGAUAUCGAUGAGUGCACGCAGGGGACGGAGUGCCCAGGGAACAGCACCUGCACCAACACUGUGGGCAGCUACAUCUGCUCCUGCCUGGCCAGUGAGCAGAGUGAGAGGCCAGGUUGUGGCUCAGCCUGUGGCUACCACUCCUGCCCUGAGGGCUACUGCAGCAACGGGGGACACUGCCACCUUCACCCCGUCACUUGUGCCCCUACCUGCUCCUGCCCUCCGGCUUUCACCGACCAGCGCUGCCUGGUGGCAGGGGGGGAUUUUCAGCCCCUGCCCAGCUCAGGUCUCCCUCGGAGAAGCAUCCAGAUGAGGAUCAGGACACUGCAAAACGCCACUGCUGAGGAAGUGAACAGCACCGUCUCAGCCAUCCUGGAUUCCCUGGAGGUAAAGGCUUUCCAGAGCAACACCAACAUCACCCAGAUGACAGACAGCGAUGGCUUCACCUUCGUGGUGGUGUCCGAGUUCGCCUAUGACAGCCGGGGCACCGUCAUCCGCUUCCUGAACGAGGAGCUGCCCGCGGCCAUCACCGGCGCCUUCAACGGGCAGCGGCGGCGGCGGGAGGCGGGCCCGGGGCUGCUCUUCCAGCGCCUGCACCGCGACAACAUCACCGACCUGGUGAAGCUGACAGUGGAUGAGCUGAGGGACUACUUCCCCUGCUCUCUGUAUGGCUACAAAGGCUACCAGCUCCACUACAUGGGGACCAUCGGCUUCAUCUGCAUCUCCCCCUGCAAGAUGGGCUACUGCCAGCACGGUGGCCAAUGCCAGCACCUGCCCGAGGGGCCCAUGUGCAGCUGCCUGCCCUUCUCCAUCUACUCUCCGGCCGGCCCCCGGUGUGAGUGGCUGGCCAUCAGCCUGGCUGCCUUCCUCGGCAUCCUGCUGGGAGCCCUGGCCCUGCUCUGCCUCCUGUUUGCCAUGGCCUGCCUGGCCCUGCGCCUCUGCCGCCAGCACCGCCGGCACCGCCGGCACCAGGGGGCCAAGGAGACCUUGUGGAGGACACGGCCCUUCUCCUCUUUAAUGAUGGCAGGAGAACAAGCAGAGCCCACCCAGUCCCUGGGAAGGCAUUGGAAACUGCAGCUCCAAGCCAUUGACCCCUCAGUCCAGAUCAGAAUCCAGAGACCCCACGUUGUGCCUCCCAGCCAGCCCCCCCAGCAGCCCUAGCCUGGCACCAGUCCUUUCCUGGCACCUCCAGGCUCACAGGGGAGCCAGACACUGCUGCCUGCUCCGCUGCUCGCUCUCGAGGUCUCCAGCAGCAGCAACACAUGGAAGCAGGGACAGACAGCUGCCUUUUGAGUUCUGGGAGGAUUCUGGAGGAGGUGCUUUUUUGAAUGUGUGUUUAUGUUGGGUGACCAGAGCAGGAGGAUUUCACCUUUCCUGAGGACCUGCAGAGACACCUGGGAUCAUCCUUGAAUGUGCCUGCACCAGGGGAAUGUGCUAGUGCAAUAUAACAGACCCUGCAGAUCCCCUGAGAUCAGGGUCAGGUGGGGCAAUGCAGUGAUUGUAAUCCCUUAGGAACCAAAUAGAAUAAACCAAAAAUGUUGGCUUGCUGUUAAA